UAUAUUAAACGUAAAAAAGAUAUAGAAGAAAAUUACAGAAGAGAUACUAUUACUAUUUUAACAGCAAAAUCUUAUCUUCAUAAAUUUCAAUCACUUAUGAAUGAAAAUAGGUAUACUACUUCUAAUGGAUUCGAGAAA
Racocetra persica is the source of this 138-nucleotide messenger RNA. NCBI's taxonomy places the organism in Eukaryota, Fungi, Glomeromycota, Glomeromycetes, Diversisporales, Gigasporaceae. The record is from the annotation of a GenBank genome assembly.